AUAAUCAUUGGUAGUACUGGCACCGUUAGGACACCAUUUGGGCAGAUAAAGUGGCGCUCUGCGCAUGCGCAACCCCUUUUCUGCUCCGGUAUCACAACAGAGCGACAAGAUGUUGAUGCCCAAGAAGAACCGUAUUGCCAUUUACGAGCUCCUCUUUAAGGAGGGUGUCAUGGUGGCCAAGAAGGAUGUUCAUCUGGCCAAGCACCCAGAGCUGGCUGACAAAAACGUGCCCAACUUGCACGUUAUGAAGGCCAUGCAGUCCCUCAAGUCCUGUGGGUACGUCAAGGAGCAGUUUGCUUGGCGGCACUUUUACUGGUACCUGACCAACGAGGGCAUCCAGUAUCUGAGGGACUUCCUGCAUCUGCCCCCAGAGAUUGUGCCAGCCACCCUCCGCAGGCAGACUCGCCCUGAGACUGCCCGUCCCAGACCUAAAGGUAUGGAGGGUGAGAGGCCUGCUCGCCUGGCACGCGGUGGUGAAGCCGACAGAGACUCGUACAGACGUUCUGCAGCACCCCCUGGUGCUGACAAGAAGGCUGAGGCUGGUGCUGGUGCUGCCACAGAAUUCCAGUUUAGAGGAGGAUUUGGCCGUGGAAGAGGACAGCAGCCUCCACAGUAAAUCCACUGUGUUUCUGUAAAAUAAAAACUGAACUUUGA
This is a messenger RNA of Clupea harengus (Atlantic herring), 654 nucleotides long. It is a transcript of the gene rps10, whose product is annotated as ribosomal protein S10. The record is from RefSeq and is a predicted model, not a curated record. Gene Ontology annotation, cellular component: cytosolic small ribosomal subunit. Lineage: Eukaryota; Metazoa; Chordata; Actinopteri; Clupeiformes; Clupeidae. Gene Ontology annotation, molecular function: RNA binding; structural constituent of ribosome.